Messenger RNA from Microdochium trichocladiopsis, 594 nucleotides. RefSeq lists its product as uncharacterized. The transcript has 2 exons. The record is from RefSeq and is a predicted model, not a curated record. Gene Ontology annotation, cellular component: spliceosomal complex; U2AF complex. Gene Ontology annotation, molecular function: pre-mRNA 3'-splice site binding; metal ion binding. NCBI's taxonomy places the organism in Eukaryota, Fungi, Ascomycota, Sordariomycetes, Xylariales, Microdochiaceae. Gene Ontology annotation, biological process: mRNA splicing, via spliceosome. The coding region runs from base 1 to 594 and encodes 197 amino acids.
AUGGCCAACUUUCUCGCCUCCAUUUUCGGCACCGAGCAGGACAAGGUCAACUGCUCCUUCUACUACAAGAUCGGCGCCUGCCGGCACGGCGACCGGUGCUCGCGGAAGCACGUCAAGCCCUCGUAUUCGCAGACGAUCCUGCUGCCGAGCAUGUACCAGAACCCCGCGCACGACCCCAAGUCGCGGCUCACCCCGGAGCAGUGCAUGAACCACUUUGACGCCUUCUACGAGGACCUGUGGUGCGAGCUGUGCAAGUACGGCGAGCUCGAGGAGCUCGUCGUGUGCGACAACACCAACGACCACCUCGUCGGCAACGUCUACGCGCGCUUCAAGUACGAGGACUCGGCCCAGAAGGCCUGCGAGAGCCUCAACGCCCGCUGGUACGCCGGCAGGCCCAUAUACUGCGAGCUCAGCCCCGUCACCGACUUCCGCGAGGCUUGCUGCCGCCUCAACUCGGGCGAGGGCUGCAACCCGACCCCGGAGCUCGACCGGGACCUCACCCUGUCCACAAAGAAGUGGCUCAAGAUGCGCGGCCGCGACGAGAAGAGCAUGUCGCGCAGCCCGAGCCCGGAGCCGACGAGGAAGCGGUACUAG